CGUAUUAGAAAUUCAUUGUAAUACAUCUUAUUCCGUUGAGCAAACCAAAUUUUUCCGAGUUUUCUUUUGAACAUAUUUGUAUACAUUGUUUCAUUUGAAAAAGUUCGUAAAAUGGGUAAAUUUAAUAAAGAAUUAUUGGUGAAGCUCUUGUGCGAGCUGUUGGCAAGUCUUUUCGUCGAAUUCAUCGGCUGUGCGAUGCCUGUACAGGCUGGAAUGCACUAUGCAUUUAGCUGGGGCGCCGGUGUACUCGCAUCAACUCAAGCAUUUCGAAUUGUGUCUGGUGCACACAUCAAUCCUUGCAUAUCCAUUGCUUCAAUGAUACUGCAGAAUGUGGAAAUUUUAGAUGGAUUUCUCUAUAUACUUAUGCAACUUAUUGGAUCGGCCCUAGGAUAUGGCGUAGCCUAUGGUUUGUAUUUUAAGAAGGGCAUGUCUACGAAAUUUUGUGUGACAGUGGUGCGCAUCGAUCCCUGGUGGAAAUCGAUUCUAUUGGAGUUUUAUAUGACCGGUGCUUGGGUGUUCGCCAUGUGCGCCUCGUGGCACACGAGCAACGAGAAACUGCUGGAGUCGAUAUCGUUGCGCAUUGGACUAGUCGUUGUUGCCGCGACUCUUGUUGGAACGGAGGCCACCGGCGCCUCCAUGAAUCCGUUCCGAUCUCUCUGGCCAGCAGUUGUUGCCCAGUAUUGGGAUUAUAUCUGGAUCUAUUUGGUUAUACCACCGGUUACGGCCGCUCUGCUGGGAGUUUGCUGGCGAUUCCUCUACCUGCAAGGCAAGGAUGAAUCUAAAGCUGAAGAGUAGAUGAAACCCCAGUUUUUUCGGCUAAUCUCAUCAUCUUGGUCUACUGCUUAUUAUCAAGUCGUCAAAUUAAAGUGAAAAGUUUAGAUCAUUCUAAAUUGUAGUCUCGAAAAUGUCAGAUAUAUUUAAUAAAAAUUUGUUUACGGUUGCAA
Drosophila grimshawi is the source of this 944-nucleotide messenger RNA. RefSeq names its product aquaporin. Gene Ontology annotation, biological process: transmembrane transport. The coding region runs from base 112 to 795 and encodes 227 amino acids. Gene Ontology annotation, cellular component: plasma membrane. The transcript has 2 exons. NCBI's taxonomy places the organism in Eukaryota, Metazoa, Arthropoda, Insecta, Diptera, Drosophilidae. Gene Ontology annotation, molecular function: water channel activity. The record is from RefSeq and is a predicted model, not a curated record.